UAAAAUAAAAUCACUCGUGUACUGAACUUCGUGCAGAAUAUAAUAUUGAUUUUGUUGUGGAAAGACAAUGCUACGUGUUCCUUUCAUUGAUUUCUUCUUGCGUAUGAAUGUGAUAUUUAGAGAAUAUUUCUUAUAAACGUGCAUUUCUUUAUUCGAUCGGCAUUUCUCCUUUCAAAACCCGACCUGUUAAUAUAUAAGUAACAGUAUAAUAUAUAAAUUCUUGCCUCUCCUUCGCACGCAACUAUGGAUCUCAGGGAGUCAAUCAACAACCAGACGGAUGUUUCUUUCAUGCUAGCUAAGCACAUUUUGUCCAAAGAGGUUAAAGGCGAUACCAACCUUGUGUUGUCUCCUCUCUCAAUUCAAAUAGUACUUGGCCUUAUUGCUGCCGGCUGUAAAGGACCAACUAAGGAUCAGCUGCUCUGUUUCCUCAAGUCCAAAUCCAUUGAUGAACUCAACUCUCUUUAUUCUCAUCUUGUCAAUAUCGUCUUUGUUGAUGGCAGCCCCAAUGGAGGUCCUCGUUUGUCUGUUGCUAAUGGUGUUUGGAUCGACCAAACACUCCCUCUUAAGCCUUCUUUCAAGCAGGUUGUGGAUAAUGUUUACAAGGCUGCUUUAGACUCUGUUGAUUUUCAGAACAAGGCUGCUGAGGUUGCCGAUCAAGUCAAUCAGUGGGCUAAAAUGGAGACAAAUGGUCUUAUCAAAGAGAUUCUUCCUCGUGAUGCAGUGAACAACAUGACAAGGCUGAUUUUGGCCAAUGCACUAUAUUUCAAGGGAGAAUGGAAUGAGAAGUUCACUGCUUCAGAGACGAAAGACCAUGAAUUCCAUCUCCUCAAUGGAGGGUCUAUUCGAGCACCAUUUAUGACUACCAAGAAGAAGCAGUACAUAGCAGCGUUUGAUGGCUUUAAAGUAUUAAGGCUUCCUUAUAAACAAGGCACAGACACGCGUCGCUUCUUCAUGUAUUUCAUUCUCCCAGAUGCCCAUGAUGGAUUACCUUCUUUAUUGGAAAAAAUCAGCUUAGAACCUGGAUUUUUAAAUAACCAUGUUCCAUAUGGAAAAGUUCGAGCGCGCAACUUUCUUAUCCCUAAAUUCAAAAUAACUUUUGGAUUUGAAGCUUCCAACAUUCUAAAGGGACUCGGCCUCACGUUGCCUUUUUGUGGUGGUGGCCUCACUGAGAUGGUUGAUUCUCCUAUGCCUCAGAACCUGUCUGUUUCACAGGUUUUUCACAAGUCUUUCAUUGAGGUAAAUGAGGAAGGAACCGAAGCUGCAGCUGUUACCGCUACUGUAAUAAUGACCAUGUCCUUGAUUAUUGAGAAGGAAAUGGAUUUUGUUGCGGACCAUCCAUUCCUAUUCCUUAUAAGAGACGAAUCUACUGGUGCGGUGUUAUUCAUUGGCAGUGUAAUGAAUCCUCUAGCUGGUUAACCUAGGUGAAUGUCUGAAUUCAAAUUAUAGCAUGGACGAUAGAAAGCUUUAUAUUAGCAUUGUGAGAGGAGUGUUAUAUUUGCAGAGAAUUGUAUAUUUAUCAUCUGUUAGGACUAAGUUGAGUGGUGCUACGUAUCUUCCGGAAACAGCCUCUGCCUUCUUGAAGGUAGGAUCCUCCCAGACCUCACUUGUAGGAUUACACUUUUUUUUUUUGUCAUUGUUGUUGUUGUUGUACCCUUAUGAUGAAACCUUAAUUCAUAUAUCUCUGGCAUCUUAUAUAA
Messenger RNA from Nicotiana attenuata, 1697 nucleotides. Its product is annotated as serpin-ZX-like. NCBI's taxonomy places the organism in Eukaryota, Viridiplantae, Streptophyta, Magnoliopsida, Solanales, Solanaceae. Gene Ontology annotation, molecular function: serine-type endopeptidase inhibitor activity. The coding region runs from base 244 to 1416 and encodes 390 amino acids. The transcript has 2 exons. The record is from RefSeq and is a predicted model, not a curated record.